Molecule: messenger RNA, 3345 nt
Organism: Cyclopterus lumpus (lumpfish)
Lineage: Eukaryota; Metazoa; Chordata; Actinopteri; Perciformes; Cyclopteridae
Gene: jupa
Product: junction plakoglobin a
Exons: 16
Coding region: 196-2376 (726 amino acids)
Biological process (GO): positive regulation of transcription by RNA polymerase II; cell adhesion
Cellular component (GO): adherens junction; catenin complex
Molecular function (GO): cadherin binding; transcription coactivator activity; alpha-catenin binding
Source: RefSeq, a predicted model, not a curated record
UUUUACCCGUUUCUGUUCAGUGGACUGUCGGCCAGCAGCAGCAGCAGCAGCAGCGGAGAAAGUGGAGUGAAGUGAGGAGAAACCCCGACAAGUGUCCCCCCCCGGAGAAAACAACACUGAUCUGGAAUAAUCUAAAGCGUGUGCUCGUGUCUCGACAGGUUUGCUCCAUCGUUCUUUUGAUAACGGGAGGCAAGGAUGGCAAUGCAAAUGGGUGAAGCUGCCGACAGUGGUAUGGCGAAGGUGGAAAAGUGGCAGCAGACGAUGUAUGGCCUAGACUCGGGCAUCCAGUCUGGAGCUACCACAGUCAGAGAUGACGACGGCGAUUUCGCCACCUCCAAGCACUACACCAUGACCACCACUGUCACAACAGAAAAGCCAGACGUGGAUGCCCACUUCACUAGAGCCCAGCGGGUGCGGGCUGCAAUGUUUCCAGAGACGCUAGAGACGAGCACCACCAUCCUCUCGACUCAGACGGACCCGUCCCAGAUGACCAACGUCCAGCGGCUGGCGGAGCCCUCCCAGAUGCUCAAGAUCGCAAUCGUCCAUCUGAUCAACUACCAGGACGACGCAGAGCUGGCCACACGUGCCGUGCCUGAGCUCACCAAACUGCUCAACGAUGAAGACCAGGUGGUGGUCAGCAAGGCAGCACAGAUUGUCAACCAGCUUACCAAAAAGGAGGCGUCGCGGCGUGCGCUGAUGCAGUCCCCUCAGAUGGUGGCGGCGGUGGUGCGGGCGAUGCAGAACACCAGCGACAUGGAGACGGCACGGGCCACAGCCAGCAUCCUCCACAACCUGUCCCACCAGAGAGAGGGCCUGCUCUCCAUCUUCAAGUGUGGAGGCAUCCCUGCGUUGGUCCGCAUGCUCAGCUCUCCCAUGGAGUCUGUGCUUUUCUACGCCAUCACCACGCUCCACAACCUGCUGCUGCACCAGGAAGGAGCUAAGAUGGCGGUUCGUCUGGCUGACGGCCUGCAGAAGAUGGUUCCCCUGCUGAAGAAGAGCAACCCCAAGUUCCUUGCCAUCACCACAGACUGUCUGCAGCUUCUGUCUUAUGGCAACCAGGAGAGCAAGCUGAUCAUCCUUUCCAACUCGGGUCCCGAGGGUCUUGUUCACAUCAUGAGAAACUACAGCUAUGAGAAGCUGCUGUGGACCACGAGCCGCGUGCUCAAAGUCCUCUCCGUGUGCCCCAGCAACAAACUCGCCAUUGUGGAGGCCGGUGGCAUGCAGGCUCUGGGUAAACACCUCACAGGCGCCAGCCAGCGUCUGAUGCAGAACUGUCUGUGGACACUGAGGAACCUGUCUGACGCUGCCACCAAACAGGAGGGUAUGGACAGCCUUCUACAGGUGUUGGUGGGCCUGCUUAGUUCAGACGACCUCAACAUGCUCACUUGCGCCACCGGCAUCCUGUCGAAUCUCACGUGCAACAAUGCCCACAAUAAAACUCUGGUCACCCAGGGCAACGGUGUCGAGGCGCUCAUCCACGCCAUAUUACGUGCCAGUGAGAAGGAGGAUGUGACAGAACCUGCGGUUUGCGCUCUUCGUCACCUGACAUCACGCCACCAGCAGGCUGAGAUGGCACAGAAUGCUGUGAGGAGACACUACGGCAUCCCCGCCAUCGUCAAGCUGCUCAACCAACCCUACUACUGGCCCGUCAUCAAGGCUGUGGUUGGCCUGAUUCGCAACCUGGCCCUGUGCCCAGAGAACCAGGCCCCUCUGAGGGACGCUGGAGCGAUCCCACGUCUGGUCAACCUGCUGCUCAAAGCCCACCAGGACGCCCAGAAACAUGGUUCAUCCUCCCAACAGACAUACCAGGAUGGAGUGAGGAUGGAAGAGAUUGUAGAGGGCUCCACAGGAGCACUGCACAUCUUGGCAAGAGAUCCCAUCAACAGAGCAGAGAUCGCCAACCUGCAGACCAUCCCUCUGUUUGUUCAGCUCCUCUACUCUCCAGUGGACAACGUGAAGCGUGUGGCAGCGGGCAUCCUGUGCGAGCUGGCCCUGGACAAACCGUCAGCAGAGCUCAUCGACAGCGAGGGAGCGUCGGCUCCGCUGAUGGACCUGCUGCACUCCAACAACGAGGGCAUUGCUACUUACGCUGCAGCCGUGCUCUUCCGCAUCUCCGAGGAUAAGAACUCCGACUACAAGAAGCGGGUGUCUGUGGAGCUGACGCACUCUCUGUUCAAACACGACCCCGCUUCCUGGGAGAUUGCCCACAACAGCGUCCCCAUGGAAGGACCCUAUCCAGAUGAGCUGGACGCUGCUUACCAAGGCUACGGCGGUUAUGCAGCUGACAUGCCCAUGGACGCCAUGGAAGGAGUAAUGAUGCAGGACGAGUACCCAGGCGGCAUGGCCUACGACAGACAAGCGUACCCGGAAUAUUAAACAACCCUGAGGAGAUGGAGAUGUGGAAAAGGAAGUGCUGACAUGGGACAAAGAAGAGAAUAAAGGCGUCGGUAGAGAUUAUUCCCUCUGCUCUCUGCCUGAUGUAAUAUAUGCAAUUAUCACAGAGUACGUGACUCAUAAUCUUAACAGGGCUCAACUUUGUUUUAAAGCAUACUUUUGCUGAUUAUAACUUUGACGAUGCUUGUAGGUUUCUGUUAGAAAACCUUUUUAAGAGUGUAUGUGAGUGCGCAUGUGAGUGUGUGCGAGUGUUUGAGUGUUUAUGCUUUUGGGUGGGUAUUCUAUGCCAAAGAGAUUUUAUUUUGUGACGAUAAUCGUGUAGCUUCCACCUUUUCUUUUCUUUUUCUUUAAAGAAAAUGGGGGGAAAAAAUACAAUGAGUACUAGUUGAAAACACUGCCAGAGGAGGCUCGACGUGCACCUGCUCACCGCUCUGUUUCUUUCUUAACGCCUUUGUAAAAGUCACUGCUGUCUACGAUGUAGUUUUGACACUAUAUACUGUCAACUUUCUUCCGCUGUGACCAACUGUUUAGAGUCGGUGAAGAGUUAGUCUCGCAGCACUAAUUCAGUAGGCGUGAGCAAACUAGGAGAGGGAGGUCUUUGACACUCCUGAGAGAGCAGUGUAGGGCUGCCCCCCAACCCCACCCACACACCUGUAGGUGAACAAGAUGGUGGUUUGUUUUUUCAGGAAUUGUGGCUCAUCUUUUAUAAGUUAUUCACAACCAGAAUAUCAACAAAGAUGUCUUUUUGUUAGGAAAAGAGUGUGUAGGAGAACAACAUGGCUACAGUGGUUUUGCAGAUGUUUUCAACAGGCUGACUCAUAAUCAACAGUGUGAUAUAGUUGGGGAUGGCCCUACAGCUGGAGCAAACUACUGACGGGGAAAUUUGUCUUUCUACUUAAGAGUUUUUACUGAAAUUUUGUUUAAUAAAAAUAAAGGAUAUAUUAAACCCGA